Molecule: messenger RNA, 798 nt
Organism: Thrips palmi
Lineage: Eukaryota; Metazoa; Arthropoda; Insecta; Thysanoptera; Thripidae
Exons: 3
Coding region: 77-406 (109 amino acids)
Source: RefSeq, a predicted model, not a curated record
UUAAAAGGCAGCCAGGACAGGUCUGGGCACCAGUCAGCAGCUGUUGUGCCACAGCUACAUCACCCCACCUUCAGUCAUGGCUACCAAGUACUCCGUAUUGGUCUUGGCCGUUGCCGCCUUCGUCGUGGCUGCUGUCUCGGCGAGUCCGGUAGAACAGCGGUCUGAGGCCCGUCCUUACUGCAACAACGACAGGCUGUGGCGCGAAGAAGCGGUGGUCGAAACCUGCGGCACAUUCUGGGAUGUUCAGUUUAUGGAGGAACCCACUUACAAGUGCGCGUGCCCAGAAUUGGCCCAGUUGUACGGAGUGCUCAGCAGGCGCCAGGUGAUCGACCUCUGUGCUGAACCCGUUGCUGCCGCUGGAUACGACGAUCUGUCCUGGCGAUGUGCCUGCCCGGGUUGUCAGUGAGAAGCUCAACGACCGAAAAUCCUCAACGGCGCUCCCGAACAUCUGUGGAACUUGCACACACUACAUUUUCAUAAAGAAUUUUAUACGUGGAUAAACUUGCAAGAUUUUGUGCAUGCGUGACAUUUCCAUGUGUAAAAAUGCUUAAAUUUGUGCAAAAUGUGGGCACAAUUUUACGCAAAACGGUAUACCAGUUUAAAAUCAUGCAGCACCACGUACAAAAUUAUUACAUAAAAAUUUAGCGUGCACGCCUACGCCGAUGAAGUGCCUCAGAAACGCCAGCAACACCUCUUUCUGCUGUUAAGUGGCUGCGGCACCUUUUAUCUCAAGUGGACAAUGUAACUUAAAGCAGUUUCGGCGUUUGGUGCCAUAAAUAAACACUUUCGUUAAAAGCA